AUGGCACAUCUAAAUAUGCCACACUUUCAGUUUCACUCCUCUUCAUUCCCGAACUCCCCUUGUCCGUCAAUGCCUUGGCCCCUUGCCCUUCCCCGCAGGCAGCACAGGCGCGACGGUAGCAGACGGCUCGCUCUCACCGUCUCUCCACCACCAAUCCUCCUCUCCCCUCUCCCGCCGUCCCACCUUUCCCCCGUUACCGUUCCUCCUCCCCGCCGUCCCCGUCCCUCCUUCCAUCGGUGUCCGUCCCUCCUUCACCUCGUCCUUCCAGCUCCCUUCCCCUCUGUCCUUCUCCACCUUUCCCCCUGUCCUUCUCCCCCUUUCCACAUGUCCUCCCCUCCCUUUCCUCCUAUUCAUCUCGGCUCCCUUCCCCCCUGUCCCUCUCCUCCUUUCCCCCUGUCCUUCUCCCCUUUCCCCCUGUCCUUAUCCCCCUUUCCCCCUUUCCUUCUCUCCCUUCCCUCCCGUUCUUCUCAGCUCCCUUCCCCCCUGUCCGUCUUCUCCUUUGCCACUGUCCUACUCCUUCGGUCCCCCUGUCCUUCUCUCCCUUUCCUCCAGUUCUUCUCAGCUCCCUUUCCCCCUGUCCUUCCCACACUUUCCCCCAUGUAUUCCCCUCCAUUUCCCCCCGUCCUUCACCCCAUUCCCCCCUGUCAUUCUCUCCCCUUUCCCCUGUGCUUCUCCCCCUUCCGUUCCCUUCCUCUCAGCUCCCUUCCCCCCUGUCGUUUUCCUCCUUUCCCCCUGUCCUACGCCCCCGUUCCCCUUGUCCUUCUCUCCCUUCCGGUCCCUUCUUCUCAACCCCCUUUCGCCCUGUCCUUCUCCCCUUUUUCCCUCUGUCCUACUCUCCCUUUCCCCAUGCCCUUUUCCCCCUAUCCCCCUGUCCUUCUCUCCCUUCCCCCUUGUCUUUCUCCCCUUUCCCCCCUGUCCUUCUCUCCUUUCCCCAUGCCAUUCACUCCCUUUCCCCGUGUCCUUCUCUUCCUUUCAGUUCCGUUCUUCUCAAUGCCCUUUCCCCCUCACCCUAAACCCUUUUUUCCCCUGUCCCUCUCUCCGUUUCUCUGUGCCCUUCUACCGCUCUCCCCCCUCAUUCUCUCCCUUUACUUGCCUUCUUUUCAGCUCCCUUUUGCCCUGUCCUUCUCCCCUUUUUCCCCCUGUCCUUCUCUCCCUUUCCCCAUGCCGUUCUCCCCCUUUCCCCUUGCCCUUCUCUCCCUUCCGGUCCCUUCUUCUCAACCCCCUUUCGCCUUGUCCUUCUCCCCUUUUCCCCCCUGUCCUGCUCUCCCGUUCCCCAUGCCCUUCUCCCCCUAUCCCCCUGUCUUUCUCUCCCUUCUCUUGCCUUCUUCUCACCCCCCUUAG
Closterium sp. Yama58-4 is the source of this 1341-nucleotide messenger RNA. The record is from the annotation of a GenBank genome assembly. Lineage: Eukaryota; Viridiplantae; Streptophyta; Zygnematophyceae; Desmidiales; Closteriaceae.